Nicotiana tabacum (common tobacco) is the source of this 444-nucleotide messenger RNA. NCBI's taxonomy places the organism in Eukaryota, Viridiplantae, Streptophyta, Magnoliopsida, Solanales, Solanaceae. The record is from RefSeq and is a predicted model, not a curated record.
AUGGUGUUCAACUUAGAGAAGGCUUACGAUAAAGUGCCGAGAGGGGUGUUGUGGAGAUGUUUGGAGGGGUCAGCCCUUAGCCCAUUUCCGUUUGCCCUGGCAAUCGAUGCGCUGACGCAACGCAUUCAAGGGGAGGUACCAUGGUGCAUGUUAAUUGCAGAUGAUAUUGUACUGAUUGAUGAGACGCGAUGCGGUGUUAACAAGAGGUUAGAGGUUUGGAGGCAGAUCCUGGAGUCUAAUGGUUUCAAGUUGAGCAGGACCAAAAUAGAAUACUUGGAGUGCAAGCUCAGUAGCGCGACUCAGGUAGUGGACGAAGACGUGCGGCUUGAUUCACAGGUCAUUCCUAGGAGAGAAAGUUUUAAGUACAUUGGGUCUGUUAUACAAGGGAAUGGAGAGAUCGACGAGGAUGUCAUACAUUGUAUUGGGGCGAGAUGGAUGAAAUGA